Spathaspora passalidarum NRRL Y-27907 is the source of this 1781-nucleotide messenger RNA. It is a transcript of the gene MOB1, whose product is annotated as Mob1p. Gene Ontology annotation, biological process: positive regulation of protein phosphorylation; cell division; signal transduction. The transcript has a single exon. Gene Ontology annotation, molecular function: protein kinase activator activity. The coding region runs from base 33 to 863 and encodes 276 amino acids. Gene Ontology annotation, cellular component: cytoplasm; nucleus. Lineage: Eukaryota; Fungi; Ascomycota; Pichiomycetes; Serinales; Debaryomycetaceae. The record is from RefSeq and is a predicted model, not a curated record.
GUUUAGAUCUAGAUUACAGUAGUAUCACCAUCAUGUCCUUCUUGCAAAACUUUAACGCCCACUCGUUGAAAUCAACGCGUGGGUUCAAGCUCAAACAAUCGUCCCCAAUCUCCAGCCCCCAGCCAAUUGGGAACUCGGUCGACUCGUCGUACCCGCAAGAAUACUCACAAUACCAAACCAUAAACACCAAUCUAAAGCUCAAUAAUGACGACACCAAUACCAUGUCGGGCACCGCCGGCGUAUCCACUCACAAAGAUAUCAGAAACUACGCCGAACAGACCCUUGGUUCAGACAAUGCCCUUAUCCAAGCCGUGAAACUCCCCCGUGAUGAAGACCUCAAUGAAUGGUUGGCCAUCCAUGUGGUGGACUUCUACAACCAGAUAAACAUGCUUUACGGUGCCAUCACUGAGUUUUGCUCCCCAGCCACCUGUCCCCGUAUGAUUGCUACUGAAGAAUACGAAUACCUUUGGCAAGAAACCCCCAUGGACCAACAUCGUGGAGAUAGCAACGCCCCUCCGCUGCUGCCCAGAAGACCAGUGUCGUUGCCUGCGUGCGAGUACAUUGAAAACUUGAUGAACUGGGUCCAGGGGUUCUUUGACAAUGAUAACAUCUUCCCCAGUAAAAUCGGGGCUCCGUUCCCACAACAGUUCCCCAGUCUUGUCAAGACGAUUUUCAAGAGAUUGUUUAGAAUAUACGCUCACAUCUACUGUCACCAUUUCCAUGAGAUUAGUGAGUUGGGCUUGCAGAGUCAUUUAAACACUAGUUUAAAGCAUUAUGUAUUGUUUGCUAACGAGUUUCAGUUGAUUAGUAGAAAGGAUUACGGGCCGCUUGAAGAUUUGGUCGAUACCAUGUUGAGAAGGUAGUAGGGUUUUUAUUACAACAAUUGCACCUCUGCCAUUAUGCAAAGGUGAUCGGAGGGGUAUUGAUAGAUUCGUGGUUGGCCAUUUGGUUUGGGUCCCAUAUCCCCAGGCACGGGCAACUUCAAUAAUCUAAGUAAUUUAAUAUUAUACUUGUCAGCAAUCUCUUCUGGGGUGUCUACACUAUGGGAAAAGUCCUCUGUGUUAUCCCAGUCGGUAAGUAUGAAUAUAUAGUCCAACAUCCCACUCCAGGUGUUGACCCAAUUAGUAAACAUGGGCUCGUUUCUGUCGUUAUUUAUCCCUGAGUUUUCCGGGUGGGCUAGUUUGUAACCGACUGAAUAUAAUGAUAUUGCUCGAACUUUUAAGGUAUUGUGAGCAUUUUGCAUUUGUAGAAGCAACUGAUCUUGAUCGGGAGUAGGCAUGAAUACUUCUGGUUCCGGAUCGGUAGGGUUCUCUCUUUGUUCGUCGUCAAGUCCGUCAUUCUCAUCUACUUCGUUUUCUUCAGACAGAGAGCCAUCUCUUUGUUCUUCUUCUUCUUCUUCUUCUUCCUCUGCAUCUGGUUCCUCCUCGUCAUUCUGACUUUCAAGUGAUCUAACCUGCGAAUAAGUAUACGUCAAUGAACAUCCUAGCACAUUCUUGGCUUGGCCCAGGUAUUCAAUCGGUUUUGCAGUAAUUGACAAAUAUGGAGCAUCAAACGGUUCCGAAUUCAUAUCACCAGUAAAGAACGAAUAAAACCCCUUGGAGUUUCCAAGUAUAACGCUUAAAAUCCUUGUAAACUCUUUAUACUUGUGUAACAUCAUAUAUGUCUGGCGACACCGUUCAAAAGUGCCGAAUGGAUGCCAAAACAAAUGGGUAUUCCCCACAAUUAACCCAUUCUUGUUGCUCAAAUGUGGAUACUGUUUAAGUAAGAACGGUUGGAAUUCU